AUGCCGGGAACCUCAAGCUUUGAACGUGAUCAAGUUCAGAUUUUGAUGGACAUUGCUGGAAAGUUUAAUAUCACAAUCAAACACAGCGAUAUAGAUCCUACCAUAACUCUUGAACAUGACAACGAUAGUUUAGUCGCAAUUGAUAAAGUAAAAAUAAAGGUAAAAUCGCCAGACGGAACAUUCGAACAUUUCGUUAAAAUAGAGCCGGAUGCAAUGUCCAUGCUAGGAAUGAUAAGUGCCUUGGAAUUGAUACUAAAACAAAAACAAGAACUCGAAAAGGAGGGAAGAAAGCAAAGAAAAGUGGCUGUUGAUAAAAAGAUGACAGAGCUCAAUACUCUUCAGCAAAACAUAAAACAAGCCGCAUCUGGCAUUGUUGAAAAAGCGAUCAUUGAACAGGAUAAUUUCCGAAUAUUAUAUGUUCGUUUUCGUAUCGUGGCAACAAUGAUCGAAUCAGACUUAACAACAGUAGUUCGUGGAAAGAUUUUAAUUAAGCCUAAGUUACAAUUACAUGUUCCAGAACGAGUUUUUCAAUAUCAAAAUGAAAUAAAGUAUAACUUUGUAUGGUUUCUUCCUAAACCAAUAGUUGAUAAAGAGGAUCGUAUAAGUUUCAGCACGACACAGUAG
Ambispora gerdemannii is the source of this 624-nucleotide messenger RNA. Lineage: Eukaryota; Fungi; Glomeromycota; Glomeromycetes; Archaeosporales; Ambisporaceae. The record is from the annotation of a GenBank genome assembly.